UGGUGUUCGAUUGACCCUUCCACCAUCUCUCCCUACAAUCACUCUUUUAAUUAUUGACCUUUCACCCUUCUUCCCUCCUCCUUCUAUUCUUUUUUUCCCCUUCUUUUCCUUUCCUUGACCUACCCUUCCACCCCCCGCACGAACUGUCACCAAAAAGGCAAAAGGAAAAGGCAAAAAGUUAAAAAUUAAAAUAAGGACCCACACUCGCUUUAAUCCCCCGGCCCUACAAUUGCUGCCCUUAACCCCCUUCGCUCUCUCAUCAAUUCCGUUUCGCUUCCGACACCCGUGUCCUUUUUGAGAUCUUCCGGUUCUAUUCAGCCUCCGGAGCAUCUCUCGUACACCUCCUUCCCCACAACCUCUGCUAUCAUACCCAUUCAAGCUUACUCAACCCGACUUCCUUCCCUCUACACUCUCUCAGCCUCAUCCCUAUCUCUAAGCCCCUCCCCACCUCAGCUCAACCCAACCAGUCGCCUUAUACGGCCAUCCCCACCACAAGCUUUCAAAAUUCCUUCUCUUCUCCUUCCCCGCACAACCCCUCCUGGCGCCAUGUCGGACGCCGCUCAUGGACGGAGACGUCGCUCAAGCUCGCUCAUAUACACCGAGCCUCCAGAGACGAUCGAGCAGCAGUCUGAUCAAGCUGCUCUUCCAAAUUUGAAUGCGAGCUGGGUCAACAGUAAAGGUGCUUGGACGAUCCAUGUCGUCUUGAUCAUCGCUUUGAAGAUAUUCUACGAUACCAUGCCCGGGGUGUCACAGGAGACUAGUUGGACCUUGACCAAUAUCUCCUACAUGGCUGGCUCUUAUCUUAUGUUUCAUUGGGUUCAAGGCAUUCCUUUCGAGUUCAACGCGGGGGCAUACGAUAAUCUCAACAUGUGGGAACAAAUCGACAAUGGCGAUCAGUACACUCCGACGAAGAAGUUUCUAUUGACGGUACCGAUAGUACUGUUUUUGAUGAGCACACAUUACACACAUUACGACCUCACUUAUUUCAUCAUCAAUUGUUUGGCGGUACUGGCCGUUGUAAUUCCUAAACUACCUUCCAGCCACCGCAUGAGAGUGGGUCUUUUUACGGUUCCCGAGGAGUAGGCGUCGUCCUCAGCACGAAAUAAAGACUGGUUUGGGUUUGCGAUUCAAUUCGCUAAUAAAAAAUAAAAAUAAAAAAACACCGGCGUUGAAUUGAUUUUUACUGUUUUCUCACUAACUAAUCUCCUUGUGCUCUGUAUCCUGGCAUCAUUUUCCCCUUCUCUUUUCCGCGUGGUACUCUCAUUUUCGGGCUGUCUUAGGUUUUGUCUUUUAUCUGUUUUUUGCUCCGAGCACCGCGUCGGAGACCAUCUAUACGAAUCUCCUCAGGGUUUUCUCCAUGUUUUUCCCCCCUCCAAGUUUUUAGUCUUUGUUCUGCUUCGGCCUCGUACUUUUUAUAACUACUACAGAUUUUUCUCUCUCUUUUUCUGAUUCUGUUUUCUUGAGUUUUGGUAUAGCGUUAGCUUAUAUUCUAUUUUUUCCUCUUUUUCUCUUUCUUUCCUCUUGGAUUGGGGCAGUUUGGAUGGGGCAACGCAAACUGAUGUACGAAACUAAGGGAAAAACAACAUAAGGAUCACUCGUCACCACCUUGAAUCUCCUUCCUUAUUCAAGAGCAUGAGUUGGCGUAUAUCAUACCCGCACCGCCAAAUAACGCUGGGAAGAAGUUUAUUUUUUAUUUUUUAGUUUCUACUUUUUUGCUUGCUUUCUUGCAUGUUUUCUUCUUGCAUGUGUGUAUAUAUCUAAAGGAUUUCUUGAUCGACUUGGUGGGGGGGGUAGGGGUUCGGUUGGCCCUUGUGGUAAAUGG
Messenger RNA from Tuber melanosporum (Perigord truffle), 1822 nucleotides. RefSeq lists its product as uncharacterized. The transcript has 5 exons. Gene Ontology annotation, biological process: negative regulation of ceramide biosynthetic process; ceramide metabolic process; intracellular sphingolipid homeostasis. Gene Ontology annotation, cellular component: endoplasmic reticulum membrane. The record is from RefSeq and is a predicted model, not a curated record. Lineage: Eukaryota; Fungi; Ascomycota; Pezizomycetes; Pezizales; Tuberaceae. The coding region runs from base 547 to 1083 and encodes 178 amino acids.